Molecule: messenger RNA, 1054 nt
Organism: Darwinula stevensoni
Lineage: Eukaryota; Metazoa; Arthropoda; Ostracoda; Podocopida; Darwinulidae
Source: the annotation of a GenBank genome assembly
AUGGCCCGAGGGGACGCAUUUCCGCAAAGACGGAUUUCCCGGGAAACCGAUAAGAAGAAAAAGAAGGGCGUCUUGACCGAGAUCUUCAUCUGUUGCGACAGAGAGAAUGAGAGAAAACAAGGAGACCCCGUUCAUUAUUCCACCGAGGGGAGAAAGAAAAAGGGAGAUUUUUAUCAGAGGCAGACGACGGUAGAGCACCAGGGACAGGCUCCAGCAGGCAUCUGGGCACCAUGGGAUUUCUAUCGGUGCGAGAAAAGGCACGAGGAGAAGCGGAAGAGUUCGUCGUCCGAUGAUCCUGAAGAGGAAACGGUCAACAAACGAAAAAAGAUCUCAGAUUUUUUCCCACCUCGGAACAACUGAAGAACUUUUUUUUCUCUCACCAUCUCACAGAUAGUCUUUGCUUCUCGGUGACACUUUGGGAUCUCAUGGAAUUUUUUUUCGGCAGUGGCGAUAGUGGGCAUUUUGUGAGGUGGAAUGUUUCUGCCACACGAGGUGGAUAUUUAUUUACAAUAGCUGAUACAUUUUGUACAAAGAACAGAGAAAAAUUCAUAAGCCCAAAGUUUCUCUCUACUUCUUCUGCCUGUAGAGAUAUUUUGUACUACUCGUUAUUUUGAUAUCUAUCAGAUGAUUUUUCGUUUUUAUCCUAUUAGAAAAUCUCGAGAACAUUUUUGUGAUGAGUUUCUUCUCUGUCCGUAUCGUUCUUCUUUUCCCCCCUCUCGUUGUUGAUCUCAUUUGAAUACAAAUACAGGGUGGCUCACAAUGAUUCGUUUGCUUUUCUCCCUGCCUUCUCUUCAUCUCCCCAUCGGAGUGCAAUGUCACGCAGGGAGUUUUGUUUGUUCGGUUGAGCCAAGUUUUUUUUCUGUUCUCCGUUGAUUAUUACCCGAUAUGUCGGUGGUUCGCGAGAUAAAGAUUGUGGAAGUAAGUGCCUUUUCCCCCUGUUUUGAGUUGAGUGUGCUGAUUGGUACGGAGUUCAUCUAUAGUCGAGAAGGAAUUUUGCCUCGGUAUUUUUUUUUCUUCCAGUAAUAAAAGAAAGGUUGGCUUCAUGAAUAUUCAA